Indicator indicator is the source of this 1290-nucleotide messenger RNA. RefSeq names its product cholecystokinin A receptor (gene CCKAR). Gene Ontology annotation, molecular function: neuropeptide receptor activity; cholecystokinin receptor activity. Gene Ontology annotation, cellular component: membrane. Gene Ontology annotation, biological process: neuropeptide signaling pathway. The record is from RefSeq and is a predicted model, not a curated record. Lineage: Eukaryota; Metazoa; Chordata; Aves; Piciformes; Indicatoridae. Bases 1 to 1290 code for a protein of 429 amino acids. The transcript has 5 exons.
AUGGAAAUAAUUGAUGCCAGCUUUCUCGGGAACGGCACCAACAUCACUGCUUUCCUCUGCGACAUCAUCCUGGAAAAUGACACCAUCUUCUGCCUGGAGGAGCCACCUUAUUCCUCUAAAGAUUUCCACCAGAUAAUUCGGAUUCUGCUCUACUGCUUGAUAUUCCUGCUCAGCAUGCUGGGGAACACGCUGGUGAUCACCGUGCUGGUGAGGAACAAGCGGAUGAGGACGGUCACCAACACCUUCCUGCUGUCUCUGGCAGUCAGUGACCUGAUGCUCUGCCUUUUCUGCAUGCCCUUCACCCUCAUCCCCAACCUGCUGAAGGAUUUCAUCUUUGGUAGUGCUGUCUGCAAAGCUGCUACUUACUUCAUGGGUGUCUCUGUGAGCGUGUCGACGUUCAGCCUGGUUGCCAUCUCCUUGGAGAGGUACAGUGCCAUCUGCAAACCUCUGCAGUCCAGAGUCUGGCAGACCAAGUCCCACGCUCUGAGAGUGAUUGCUGCUACCUGGUGCGUCUCCUUCACCAUCAUGGUACCAUACCCCAUCUACAGCAAGCUGGUGCCUUUCACCAAGUACAACAACACCACAGCAAACAUGUGCCGGCUCCUCUGGCCAAGUGACAUCAUCCAGCAGUCUUGGUACACCUUCCUGCUGCUCAUACUCUUCCUUAUCCCUGGGAUUAUCAUGAUGGUUGCCUAUGGCCUGAUUUCCUUGGAACUCUACAGAGGAAUAAAAUUUGAUGCCAGUCAGAGGAAAUCUUCACGAGAAAGGAAAGCAAGCACCUGCAGCUCCAGGUACGAGGAUGGAGACGGAUGCUACCUCAACAAAACCAAAAGGAAGAGGAAGAUGCCGCUGCAGCAUCUCUCUGCUACCACCCACAGCAAAAUCGACAGGGCCAGAAGCAGCAGCUCCUCGGCCAACUUGCUGGCCAAGAAGCUGGUGAUCCGCAUGCUGGUGGUGAUCGUCAUCCUCUUCUUCAUCUGCUGGACUCCCAUCUUCAGCGUCAAUGCCUGGCGCGCCUUCGACACCGCCUCGGCGGACCGGCGGCUCUCGGGGGCCCCCAUCUCAUUCAUCCACCUGCUGUCCUACACCUCUGCCUGCGUGAACCCCCUCAUCUACUGCUUCAUGAACAAGCGCUUCCGCACCGCCUUCCUGGCCACCUUCGCCUGCUGUGCGCGGCAGCAGCCCCCGGCCACGCGGGGAGAGGGGGGAGACGAAGAGGAGGGGAAGACGACAGGGGCUUCGCUCUCCAAGUGCUCCUACACGCACAUGAACGCCUCUGCACCCCCCUGA